Dibothriocephalus latus is the source of this 879-nucleotide messenger RNA. Lineage: Eukaryota; Metazoa; Platyhelminthes; Cestoda; Diphyllobothriidea; Diphyllobothriidae. The record is from the annotation of a GenBank genome assembly.
AUGCUUCAUGACCACCCUCAAGAAAGUCCUCUGAAUUCGCCCUUUUUUUCCAAGUCCCCACACUACCCACUUGAAAUAAAUUCGGUCUAUCGUCCUAAAUUUUCAAAAAUCAUCUGUGAUAAAUUUUUCAACAAACCAUUCUACCAGCGUGAAAAUAAAGUCCCUCAAGAUAAGGAGGAAGAGGAAGCCAAAACUAAGGUCGAUCAAGUUAUGAAACAGUCUAGUGGGAAGGAAAAUGCCAUGGCUACUGACAACUCCGCUGAUUCUGAGGUAUCUGCAAGGGAACUGAAUAUUCCAGAGGAUUCUGAUGGACAUGCUGAGCCCUUAUGUAAUGACGAACCGAAAUUGGAGGUCGUUAACAAGGAUGUCAGUGAAAAAAAUCAGAGUCCUUCAAAUGUUCCGAUAAAGGUUGUGAACAACGCGUUGUCUAGUGGAACGAAACGAAAGGAUGGUGUAGGACAGCAUUUGGUGCAUAAAAGGGGACCGACUAAUGGAACUGAGGCUGCUGCACAAUCUCAGGCGCUAUUUCAACAGCAGUUAUUUGGUGCUCCAUUCCCUCAAAUUCAACCAAUUUUUGUUCCCUCUGGCCUACCUUCCUUUCCAACACCGUCUUUAACUGCACCACUUGCUCCGUUUCCAACCGGGCACCCAUUUAUCGCGAACCAGCGCUUCAAAUUUAACCCUAAUGUUCAGGACAAAGGUGCUGAUGCUUCCGCCCAGGUAUCGCAGAAUGGCCCGACAUCUGGUGCUGGUUGCUACGGUGUUCCUCAAAACAAUUCAGGCAAAGAAUAUUACGUGAUGGUUCAUGUUGACGCUGGAGAAGUGUUCUCAAUUCGUAUCGGCGACCAUGUGCAGCAUAUUCCUGGUAGGUAUCCUUGA